AGCAAAGGAGAAAAUGGCUGACUCCAAGAAAGAUACUCUGGAGAUAUUAGCUGUUGGGCGCCCAUUUCAACUUGGCAUGUUGUAUGACUGUCGCAAUGAGAAGCUUAUUCCUGGCAUAACACUGUGGGACCCUGAUAUCCUCAAGGGCAAUAUUAACUCAAGUAAGAAACCCUCUGUGGAAUAUGAUGUCAUCAUUUCGGAUUCGAUUGAUGAUAAAUCCUCGGCUAUGGACAUAUCGGCAUCAAUGAAAGCCAGUUUCUGCAGCGGGCUCAUAGACAUAUCAGGAUCUGCCUCCUAUCUGAGCAACCAGAAGCAAUUAAGACAUCAAAGUCGAGUCACUCUGAAAUACAAGACUACAACAAGAUUUGAGCAACUCACCAUGCAGCAUCUAGGGAAAAGUAAUGCAAAACAUCAAGAUGUGUUUGAUCAGGGGACUGCCACCCACGUUGUGACCGGAAUUCUGUAUGGCGCACAAGCUUUCUUUGUUUUUGAUCGCAAGUUUUCUGAGUCUUCAGAAGAGCAGGAAAUAAAAGGUGAUCUGGAAGUAAUGAUUAACAAAAUACCAUCAGUUAAGAUAUCUGGGGAUGGUAAUCUAAACAUGAAUGACGGAGAAAGAUCCAAAGUUGAAGAAUUUCAUUGCCAGUUCCAUGGAGAUUUCAUAAUUGACACCAACCCCGUCAACUAUGAAGACGCCGUUAAACUGUAUCAUGAUCUCCCAAAUAAAGUAGGAAAGGAUGGAACAAAUGGUGUUCCACUUAAAGUUUGGUUGUAUCCACUACAUCUGCUUGAUAGUAGUGCUGCUAAACUUGUUAGAGAUAUAAGUGUCAACGUUAUUAGCAAUGUAAGUAGUGCUUAUGAGGAAUUGGUAAAUUUGGAGAGUCAAUUAAAUGAUUUGAAGGGACACACCGUUCCUUGUAAGUUCACCUCUAUCAAGGACAAAAUGACUUGGUUUCAGAAAAUGGUUACGGAAUUUAAGACUCACUUUCAAAGGAAUCUUGCUGAGAGUCUCCCGCGUAUUCGAGGGGGAGGAAUGGAAGAACAAGUCCUUGUAGAUCUUUUGUUAAGGUGUGACAAAUCUCCAUUUAGCACAGAGAAGCUGGUCAAGUGGAUUUCCAACCUAGAACACGAGAUCAACUUGAUGGAAGCAUAUUUAGAGAAUCUGAAAGACAUACACCAGGUAACUAAGGCUGGUGAGAUUGACAGACUGGCAACAAGAAAUGAACAUGUCUUUUGUUUCACAUUUGGACAGUUGAGUCAAUCUGAACCACUCUUGUUGAGCAUGAGUUCCUACCUUGCUGGCGGCAAUGUUAAGGAAACCACAGAGGACAAAAAAGCUUGGUUCCAUAAUCCAGCAAUCAAAAAGUGUAUCAGGAAGCGCUCAAUGCAAUUUGCUGAUUUCGUAAAUGCCACCCGACCGACGCUUGAUUCAUGCUUUGUCGUGUCAAGUAGCGAUGAUGGAGAAAAGACCGUUGGAGCCCGGGUAAUCCAUUACAAGGAAGGAGAAGUAGUGGAUUCAGACUUUAAACCACCUUCAGCUCCAGGAAAACCGAGUAUUGAUAGUGUCGACCAUGAUCAGGUUAGUCUCACCUGGGAAGAGCCAGAGAAUGGAUGUUGCAACGUUGAGUCCUACUCCAUAAAGUUCACUGAUCUGGGAUGCACUGAUGAUCCUCGGACACACACACAUGAAGUUGAGAAAGGCACAAGCGCCACUGUCAAUAAUAUGAAACCAAAUACUCAGUACGUGUUUGAAAUUAUUGCUAAGUGCGAUGGUGGACUAAGCCCCGCAAGCAUUAAAAGUGACGUGGUCUUAACAAAGCCUUGCAGUCCUCCAGGCAUUCCGUCACAGAGCAAUGCGUUGUCAUCAGAGCUUGCCAUAUGCUGGAAGCAACCAACAGUGAUCGCUAAGGGUGAGGUUAUCAAACUAUAUAAAGUCAAAUGUCUCUGUAUAGUAAACAAUCAAGUUGUAGCAGAAGAAUCAACCAGUACGUCCACGUUAUUCACAAACUUGAUGCCUAGCACUGAAUAUACUUUCAGUGUUACUGCAGUAUGUUCAAGUGGCACUAGCAAUAGCAGUGGUGCCAUCACUAUGGAAACUCUUUCCAACAUUUCCACUACUAAAUUGAUUUCCGCGAAGUUACUUGUACCAAGAACACAUAAAGGUAGUCCGGAAAUAUAUGCCAUUCCUCUUGAAGAAAAUAUGCGAAACACAGAAAAAUAUCUGUAAAAUG
Homarus americanus (American lobster) is the source of this 2228-nucleotide messenger RNA. RefSeq names its product verrucotoxin subunit beta-like. The record is from RefSeq and is a predicted model, not a curated record. Bases 14 to 2224 code for a protein of 736 amino acids. Gene Ontology annotation, molecular function: protein binding. The transcript has 2 exons. Lineage: Eukaryota; Metazoa; Arthropoda; Malacostraca; Decapoda; Nephropidae.